AAAGGUCGUACUUGGCGGGAAAGACAUAAAAAAGGCGAGCAGCAAGCUCUUUCUCCUUUUUCGUUGGCUCAUUACGAGGAGUACAUUAACCUUUUUCAAUGGGCAAAACAAAAUGGUGUUUUAUGUCCGAGUAUGAAACCAGCUUCAUUCUCAUCUACAGGGAGAGGGCUUAUGGCAACAAAAUGUAUAAACAUUGGUGAUUUAUUAAUAUCUGUUCCCAAAAGCCUUUUGUUUAGCGUUGAAACUUUAAGGUGUUUACAUCCUGAUUUAUUCAAUCAACCAGAAGCUGACAAACUUUCAACAGUGGAUGUAUUAUGCUUAUUUUUGAUUUUUGAACGGUCAUUUGGUAAAGAAUCAUUUUGGGCUCCUUAUAUAUCUAUGCUACCAUUGACCUUCAAUACUCCAUCAUGUUUUGGCGUUGAACUCCAUCAAUGCCCUGACUUUUUUUUUGAUCAUGGACAGAUGCAUUUAAAAAAUAUUCGGAAAUGUUAUUUAACAUUAAAGAAUUUUAUCUCAACAUCAACUGUGUUGAAUGGCAUGAAGUUGGACUUCGAUCAUGUAAUUUGGGCAUGGAACAUUGUGAAUACAAGAUCUGUUCAUAUGAAUGACUCUGCAAAGACUAAGUCUGCAUUUUACUUGGACAAAAUGUCAUGUUGUUUAGCACCAUUGCUGGAUCUUUUGAACCAUUCUUGUUGUGUGGAGGUUGAUGCAGGGUACUCAGAAACUGACAAAUGCUAUGUAAUUUACACAAGAACAAGAUUCAAGAAAGGUGAGCAAGUAUUUAUAAAUUAUGGUCCUCACAAUAACAGAAAAUUAUGGUUAGAAUAUGGAUUCAUCAUUUCUAAUAACAUCCAUAAUUGUGUGAGUAUCUUGCCAAGACUGCUGUACAAAAUCACAGAAAAACAUACAAAAAGCAAAAUAUCAAAACAUAAAUAUGAUAUGAUUGAAAAAUAUGAUCUUGAAAGAACAUAUUUUUGCACAAUAAGUGGCAUAUCAUGGAGUUUAAAUGCAGCCUUGAAAAUACUGGUGCUGAGUGAUUUAAAACUUAAAGAGUCAUCCGGUUUAAACAUCGAGAGCAUUCCUAAUGAAAAUGACACAUUGAAAAGACGAAUUUUGAUUGACUUACUUGAUCUUGUUUUAAACAAGUACAGUAAUGAUCUGUCCAAAAUUGUAAAUUAUGGCAAAAAGGGCAAUUGUUUGUCUGAACAAAUGAAAAUCCUGGUCACACUUUUAGAAGAAGAGAAAUAUCUUGUGGAAUGCAGUCUAUCAUUAAUAAAUUCUUAAAGAAAUCAUGAAAUCAUAAAACUAUCUGCCAUAUUUCAGAAAGGACAAUUUAUUUUAGGAGGAAUGGAUUCAGUAUAAACACAGCCAUGUUAGGUGUUCAUUGCAAUGAUUAUAAUAAUAUUACCAAAUUCUUUCAGUCGAUGAUUUGUCCUGGUAAAAUAUUGUCUUCAUUGGUCAAAUAUUCCUUCUCGAUGCUCAUUAUUAAGUUUUUAUCAUCAUCAUUAUAUAAGUCUUCAUUCUCUGGCGAUGUCUUAACAUGAAAUCUGUAAGAAUAGCGAAAAUAACUGUUUUGAUCAUUAUUACUUGCGUGAGUUGGCAAAAUUGAGAUUUGCUUUGUUUGCAGUUCACAUACAUUUAGUGUAAGUUGCAGUUUAUUAGAAAAUUUUUCUUUAUGUGUUAUUGUGGAGUAUGAAAACAAAGAUGAUGGAUUGUUGAACUUUAUUUUAGUGAUUUUGCAUCUUUACAUGUUUUCUUUAUCAAACUCCUGGAGCGUGCAGGAUUAAAAAAAAUGAAUUUGGUCAUGUUGUAUUCACAUGUCAAUAGUA
This is a messenger RNA of Xenia sp. Carnegie-2017, 1829 nucleotides long. Its product is annotated as SET domain-containing protein 4-like. The transcript is spliced from 3 exons. NCBI's taxonomy places the organism in Eukaryota, Metazoa, Cnidaria, Anthozoa, Malacalcyonacea, Xeniidae. The annotation marks the transcript as partial. Gene Ontology annotation, molecular function: histone H3K36 methyltransferase activity; histone H3K4 methyltransferase activity; transcription coactivator activity. The record is from RefSeq and is a predicted model, not a curated record. Gene Ontology annotation, biological process: peptidyl-lysine monomethylation; peptidyl-lysine dimethylation; positive regulation of transcription by RNA polymerase II.